This is a messenger RNA of Arabis nemorensis, 1395 nucleotides long. NCBI's taxonomy places the organism in Eukaryota, Viridiplantae, Streptophyta, Magnoliopsida, Brassicales, Brassicaceae. The record is from the annotation of a GenBank genome assembly.
AUGCAAAGCAGUGUGCAUCGUGAGAAAGCUAACUCGAUCGCGAUGAUCUUGGAAACUCAGAGGAAUGUUGAAUUCCCACAUAGAAUCGUCGAUAAGCGUCCGAGGAAACGGCCGAGAUUGGCCUGGGAUGCUGCGCCUCCUCUUCUUCCUCCUCCACCCACGGUAUUUCAUCCUCCGUUAUACUAUGGUGCAGAGUUUGCGAGUGGAGUGGUUCCCAACUUUGUUUAUCCAAACAUGUUCUAUAAUGGGCUUCCUCGUCAGGGAUCUCCUCCUUGGAGACCAGAUGAUAAAGACGGUCAUUAUGUCUUUGUGGUUGGAGAUACAUUGACUCCACGAUAUCAAAUUCUCAGCAAAAUGGGUGAAGGUACAUUUGGACAAGUAUUGGAAUGUUUUGAUAAUAAAAACAAAGAAGUCGUGGCAAUCAAAGUUAUACGGUCGAUAAACAAGUAUCGUGAAGCUGCCAUGAUAGAAAUUGACGUUUUGCAAAGGCUUACAAGGCAUGAUGUUGGUGGUUCUCGUUGUGUGCAAAUACGGAAUUGGUUUGACUAUCGUAAUCAUGUUUGUAUUGUAUUUGAGAAGCUUGGACCAAGCUUAUAUGAUUUUCUCCGCAAAAACAGCUACCGUUCAUUUCCCAUUGACCUUGUUCGGGAGCUGGGCAGACAACUUUUGGAGUCUGUAGCAUACAUGCACGAUUUAAGGCUGAUUCACACGGAUUUGAAGCCGGAGAACAUUCUUUUGGUAUCAUCUGAAUAUAUCAAAAUACCUGAUUAUAAGUUUUUAUCACGACCCACGAAAGAUGGGUCAUACUUCAAGAAUCUACCCAAGUCAAGUGCCAUCAAGCUCAUUGAUUUUGGAAGUACAACGUUUGAACAUCAAGACCAUAACUACAUUGUAUCCACAAGGCACUACCGUGCCCCAGAAGUGAUCCUAGGGGUUGGAUGGAACUAUCCAUGUGAUCUGUGGAGUAUUGGUUGCAUACUCGUCGAACUUUGUUCGGGAGAGGCGCUUUUCCAAACGCAUGAAAACUUGGAGCAUUUGGCCAUGAUGGAAAGGGUCCUAGGACCAUUACCGCCACACAUGGUGCUCAGAGCCGACCGGCGCUCUGAGAAAUACUUCAGGCGAGGUGCCAAGUUGGAUUGGCCUGAAGGUGCAGCAUCAAGAGACAGCUUAAAAGCAGUAUGGAAACUUCUCAGGCUACCGAAUCUGAUAAUGCAGCAUGUGGAUCACUCGGCGGGUGAUCUGAUAGACCUAUUACAAGGGCUGCUUCGAUACGAUCCAACGGAGAGGCUCAAGGCAAGAGAAGCACUGAACCAUCCCUUCUUCACGAGAAGCCGGGAACAGAGUGUUCCUUUUAACCCAAACCCUCAUCCAUUUUUAUAUAACCACAAGAACUAA